Molecule: messenger RNA, 1563 nt
Organism: Naegleria gruberi
Lineage: Eukaryota; Heterolobosea; Eutetramitea; Acrasida; Naegleriidae
Exons: 1
Coding region: 1-1563 (520 amino acids)
Source: RefSeq, a predicted model, not a curated record
AUGAACAGCAGCAUUCUAUCCAAUGAGAGUGUCGACUCUCGAACCCACAUUGAGCUGUCAACUAGUCCAACAAGUAUCUCCUCACCUCGAAAUGUCAACCAACAACAAUCAUUCAAAGAUAAUUCACCACCACAAUCUGCAAGUGGCACACACUUUGUAACUCAACCAGAAUCUACUGUUUAUUCAUCGGCAACUGGAAAGAAGGAUUCGAAUAAUCGUCAGUCAACUAAGAGUGAACAAUCUUCGAUGAAAACUCCAAGAAAUUCAUCGGCUACUGGGUUUAGAUCUAGGACAUUUAGAUGGUAUACAUGUUGUGGUGUAUUGGAAAUGAAUUGUUUAAAGUUGACAAGUUUAGUUGCGUUGGUAGUUAGUUUAGUUUCGUUUGUUGCUUUACUCGCCAUUAUUUCAGUUAAUUAUUCGAUUGCAAGGGACUAUCAACUCAAGCUUGCAAAUUUGAGUACUUCUGGUACUUUUUACAGAGAAUUAAUGAAGCUGUCAUGUAGAGCAGCUGUCACAUCAAGUUACAACAAGACAUUGUCAUUAGAAUUUGCCACAACUUACAAUCAAUACUUUACAACCUAUUAUUCUGAUUUGGGUAAGCUCGUUGCUACUGUUCCACCAUCCAUUCUCUAUUGGAAUAAGAUGAAUAUUACAAUGGAAGAGCUCAAGUCAAGAAAAGCUGUCAGAAUGGAACUUGCCAUGAUUGCAAAUGUCAAAACUGGAAAUUAUUCAACAGCUUUGGCAAGUUUGGAAUCUGAUACAUAUAAGGGCUAUUUAACUGGUUAUCAAGAAGAAGUUCAAAGCUUUAUUAAUUAUGCAGAAGACAUGAAAAGUGACAAUGAAAAAAUGGAUUUGACAACCACAACUGUUUCACUAAUUGUCAUUUGCAUCUCACUAGUCAUUGUCAUUCCAAUUCUCCUAGCAUUUAUGAUAUUGAGCUUGAGAAAGGACGAUACCAAAGAGAAACAACUCAGACAAGUCAAGAAAUACAUGAUUAUGGACACAAUUAAUGAUUCUUCAUUGGUGGAAAAGUUUAAGGAAUUUUGUAAACAAGAACGAAGUGAAGAGAAUUUUGUGUUAUUGGAAAAGAUUAAUGAAUAUAAGAAGUUGUGUGAAAAGAGUUUUGAUAUUCAAGUGGUGCUGUAUGAUACUGGUGAUGCUUUGAGUAUUUCAGAUGUAGUUUCGGAUACUACUGCUUCAAGUCAAGAUGAAUCGACUAAAAAGAAGAAUAAGCAUAAGAAGGGAUUUACAGAGAAGGAUUUGCAAGAUAUUGAAAAGAAGAAAUUCGAAAUUGCAUUCGAAAUUUAUUCAGAAUUUUUAGAUAUUCAAGGAGAUCAUGCUGUGAAUAUUAGUAAGCAAUUUGCUGAUGUUGUCAAACUUAGUUUAGAUUCGUUUGCUAAGGGUGAGAAUGAAUACAUGCCAGAAACUUUAUUCGAAAGUAUUGAAUACGAAAUGUGUUUAUUAAUGAUGGAUACUCAUCACAGAUUUAAACAACAUAUGGAAGUUCAAUUGAAACAAAAGAAACAAGUCCUUUCAACAUUGAAAAGAAAACCAAAAAAGUAA